Molecule: messenger RNA, 1988 nt
Organism: Triticum dicoccoides
Lineage: Eukaryota; Viridiplantae; Streptophyta; Magnoliopsida; Poales; Poaceae
Product: probable LRR receptor-like serine/threonine-protein kinase At3g47570
Exons: 2
Coding region: 37-1782 (581 amino acids)
Biological process (GO): protein phosphorylation
Molecular function (GO): ATP binding; protein kinase activity; protein binding
Source: RefSeq, a predicted model, not a curated record
AACCAACUCACUGACUCAAUUCCAGAAUCAAUCACUAUGAUGGGAACUCUUGUGUUGCUUGAUAUCUCUAACAAUGAUAUUUUAGGCACUAUGCCAACAAAAAUGGGUAUGCUUUUGGGUCUAGAACGACUAUUUCUUGAAAGAAACAAAAUAUUUGGCUCCAUACCAGAUAGCAUUGGUAAUCUUAGCAGGUUAGAAUACAUUGACUUGUCCAAUAACAGGUUAAGUCAAACACUACCGGCAAGCUUAUUCCAACUUCAGAAACUUAUCCAAGUAAAUCUUUCUUAUAAUUCAAUAGUUGGUGCUCUGCCAAAUGAUGUUGCUGGGCCAAGACAAAUCGACCAAAUUGAUAUUUCAUCCAAUUCCUUGAACGGGAGUAUCCCAGAAUCAUUUGGUCAACUUAAUAUGCUAACCUACCUAAUUCUGUCACACAACUCAUUCGAAGGUUCAAUUCCUAGCACACUUGAUAAGCUAACUAGCUUAACCUCAUUAGAUCUCUCCUCCAACAAACUCACUGGUGCCAUUCCCAUGUUCCUUGAAAACCUUACCGACUUGUCUAUGUUGAACCUCUCCUACAAUAAGCUAGAAGGUCAAAUACCCGAGAGAGGUAUUUUCUCAAACCUCACGACACAAUCUUUCAUUGGGAAUACCGGGCUUUGUGGUUCACAACGUCUUGGAUUUUCUCCUUGCCAUAAAAAGUCCCACCCUUAUAGUAGUCUUCUUCUCAAAUUUCUACUCCCAGCUAUCCUGGUAACUUGUAGCGCCCUUGCUAUUUUUUUGUACCUAAUGAUUGAAAAGAAGCAUAAGAAUUUCAAAGCUCACGGCGAUGUGGUAGAUGCCACAAGCCAUCAAUUAGUUUCCUACCAUGACCUUGCCCAUGCCACUCGGAAUUUCAGUGAUGAUAACAUGUUAGGGUCUGGAGGAUUUGGAAAAGUAUUCAAGGGACAACUUAGUAAUGGUUUGGUUGUUGCAAUAAAGGUUCUUGACAUGAAGCUUGACCAUGCCAUCAGAGUCUUUGAGGCCGAGUGUCAUGUGCUCCGCAUGGUGCGGCAUCGUAACCUCAUAAAAAUACUCAACACAUGUUCAAACAUGGACUUUAGAGCAUUGGUUCUUCAGUUCAUGCCCAAUGGCAGCUUGGAGACACUGCUACAUCAUUAUGAUGGCGCAAUGUACCUAGGAUUCAUGGAGAGGAUGGAUAUCAUGCUCGAUAUGUCAUUGGCAAUCAAUUAUCUCCACCAUGAGCACCACGAGGUGGUUUUGCAUUGUGAUUUGAAGCCUAGCAAUGUGUUAUUUGACAUGGACUUGACGGCGCAUGUGGCGGACUUUGGCAUUGCAAAGAUGCUAUUAGGUGAUGACAACUCGAUGAUUGUUGCUAGCAUGCCUGGAACGGUUGGUUACAUGGCACCAAAAUAUGGGUCUAUGGGAAAAGCAUCACGUAAGAGUGAUGUAUUCAGCUACGGAAUCAUGCUUCUUGAAGUUUUCACUCGAAGGAGACCUAUGGAUUCUAUGUUUGUGGGAGAACUAACCCUUAGAGAGUGGGUUCGUCAGGCAUUUCCUGCAAAUCUUGUCCACGUCGUGGAUAGCCAUCUACUGCAAGGCUCAUUGCCUUCCAUCUGCGACUUGAAUGAAGAUUUUCUUGUACCGAUAUUUGAGUUGGGUUUGCUCUGUUCUAGCCAUUCGCCAAACGAGAGGUUGACGAUGAGCGAUGUGGUUGCGAUAUUGAACAAGAUCAAGGUGGCAUACACCAAAAGGAUGUCAGCGAAAGAGAGUGUGGAUUGGUAAAUCAUCUGCACUUGUGUAUCUGUCUUGUUCCUACUCUGAGAACAUCCAUCAACGGCACUAGAUAAUCAUCUGCACGUGUGGAUGUUGUUGUUGUUGUUGUUCUUGUUCUUGUUCUUGUUGUGUGCUACACGCUUUUUGCUCCAUAAUUUGAUGAUCAAGGCUUACAUAUAUUUUUUUCUUGGUGAUAUGAAAUCCGUUCAAAGCAA